AUGUACGGAGAUUUGGGCAACAAGCUUGUCCUUCAUGCGAAGCGGGCGCAGCAACUGGCAUAUUUGCCACCCUAUCAGACGGAGUUGGUCCGCGCUGUAACUCGAGAAGUGCGCGACCUAGAUAAGGACCUCUCCUCUAUGCUGGAAUCCUUCCAGGGUAGUUUCGAGCCGCAUGCCGACGAGGCAAAGUCUUGCACGAUGCUUGUCAACCAUCUCUCGAUGCGCAGGGACAAACGAUGCUUGCUGGCUUAUCACAGAACACGGACAGAUAAGCUCGAAGAACUGGUCUGGAAAGGAGAAGACGUCGUCGACCUACCUGGCCAACAAAUAUCGGCCAACCAAGGUCCCAGUGCAAGCAGUUCGAGCAGUUUAAGUCCUCAAGAAGAGGACUAUGUUCGGCAAUACAGCGAUCUACUCGCUGCAUAUAAGGGACAGUGGACUGAUAUAGACCUGACGGGUAGCCUUGAACCACCUCGCGACCUGUUCAUUGAUGUUCGUGUGCUCAAGGAUGCAGGAGAGAUCCAAACCGAGUAUGGGGCCAUAACUUUGACCAAGAACAGCCAGUUCUACGUUCGACAAGGCGAUGUCGAGCGCCUGAUUGCCCAGGGUUAUCUGCAAAAACUAAGUUGA
Messenger RNA from Pestalotiopsis fici W106-1, 630 nucleotides. Its product is annotated as DNA replication complex GINS protein PSF1. Gene Ontology annotation, cellular component: GINS complex. The record is from RefSeq and is a predicted model, not a curated record. The transcript has 3 exons. Bases 1 to 630 code for a protein of 209 amino acids. Lineage: Eukaryota; Fungi; Ascomycota; Sordariomycetes; Amphisphaeriales; Sporocadaceae. Gene Ontology annotation, biological process: DNA strand elongation involved in mitotic DNA replication; DNA replication.